GCUACACAAACCUCAGGAGACGGAGAGGUCAUUGACUGAUACAGCUAUAGUGACCUUUCUAUAGAUUAGUAUAUAUAAUUAUAUACAUUUUUAAAAAAGGCAGUUGUAGACAGACUGUUGGCUUUACUUCUGUGGGGCUUACAGGAUAUCAAGUCAUCACUGGAUACAUCUCUGCAAGGAGCCAGCUGGACAAAAGUCAUCAUGACAGAAGAUGUCCAGGUUCCAACCAGCGUGCCUGAAUAUAACGGGAACGUGUCCUCAGAGAAACCUCCGCUCCAAGUUAUUGAUAUUAUUGAUCAGAUAGCAAAUUCCGUUGAGAUAUUUCCUUAUGACUCUGCCAAGCCUGAGCCUGAUUUGUUACUUACACAAGGCAACCAAGAAGGAACCGGUCACUUAGUGGAAAAUUCAGUCUAUGAAGAGUGUGACAUCUCCACUUAUGAAGAGUCUGUAGGGCUGAAGGAACAUGAAGGAAAGCCAGAGGGAGACAAGGAGGAUAAUACUGACUGCUUUUCCCAGAGAAGAAGAGACUGGGAAGAAGAAUUUGGAGAAGAGCUCUGUGAGGAAAGCCAUCCUGCAAGCACCAAAGAACAGGAGAUAACUGAGGAGGAAGAAUGGGAUGCCCAACCUCCUCAGGGUGAAAAGGAAAAGGCUGAGGAGGAAAAGGAAGAAAAAGGAGAAGGGCAGCUGAGCAAGCCCAAGGAGAAACUUAAAGAGGAAGAACAGCCAGAAGCCAAUGAGAAUGUAAUAGGGAAGGAUACAGAUGGCACAGAAGAAGGAGUAUUGAAGGAAAAUAAUGAGGAUUCUCAUAAAAAAGGGCAGGAAAACAACAGCAAAGAAUUCCUCUCCAUCCGCCCCAGCUGUAAUUCUCAGACUGAGAAACCUGAUGACCUGCCAGGCACGCUGAGAAAAAAUGAUAUCUCCAGGCACAGCUAUUCUCGGUACAAUACAAUAUCUUAUCGGAAGAUCCGGAAAGGAAACACUAAACAGAGAAUUGAUGAAUUUGAGUCCAUGAUGCAUUCAUAAACUGAGGCCAAGAAUUUGAUCAGCAUGCUGCAAUUUCUGUCUCCCCAUUCUCACCUCGACAGCAGAUAUUUCUCAACCUGUAAUACCAAGCUUUCAAAAUGGGUGGGUGGGUUGGCUUUGAUUCAGUUAAAAAUGAUGAAGGAUAUUUUCCCAAGGAGCCCAUAUUACCGGGGAGUAAGCCCCAUUGAUCAUGUGGAGAUUUACAUCCAAGAAAGCAUGCAUAGGGUUGGGCUGCAAUCUUAUGCACUCUUAUUUGAAAUAAGGUCCCCUUAUUGCAAUGGGACUUUCUUCUGAGUAUGUACACUUGGGUUGUAACUCCAAGUGAAGCCAAUAAAAUGAAUUAAUUAUAGUUGCCUUCAGUCCUAUAGCUGUCAGUGGGAUGUAGUACAAAAUAAUUUUACCUGGCUUGAGGGCGAUAUAAGUAAUUUAACUAUAUGCUUCAAAAAUGCAAACAUUUAUGCUUCAUUCUGAAAUAACAAAUACCUGUAGGCUCUAAAUCAGCAAUAUGUUAAAUUUAGCAUCAGUUGAUUUCAAAGAUGGUUUUUGUUACUGUCCAUUUUGGGUACCACAGUUGAGGAAAAAGACAGUCUUAGACUAACUGGCAAUCUUUUAAAAGCAUACAGAAUAAUCAAAACUAUUGCCCAUUCGGGAGAUUUCUUGACAAACAGACUAGACUUUAGGAUUCAGUUACAACAUACAGUGAUAAUUUUGCAAUUUCUAUAUUCUAUGUUUUAACGGGUUUCAUAACUAUGAAAUACAUCAUCCUGGGCACAACCUAUCAGUUUUUCUUCAGCGCCAGUCCAGAUGUAUAACAACUGCAUUCAUUUCACUAGCUAGCAUAAUACUUCGUCUGGCUUAUUGGUACUGACCAAUUAACACCUUUAAGUGGCAGUCUGUUUAUGCCUGGGAAUUAAUCUUACUUUAACACUGGUGAGGAGGUGACAGACUUCAUUUUACCUGAGGGCAGCAGGCAAAUUUAAGCCAUGCAGGACUGUUUGAAUAGAACACACUACUCUGUUCUUGAACAGACAAGAAGCAGGCAGUUUCUGAAAUACCAAGUUUAUACACCGCUAAUAAAAUGAGCCUUACAUUUGCUUUUA
Molecule: messenger RNA, 2123 nt
Organism: Sceloporus undulatus (fence lizard)
Lineage: Eukaryota; Metazoa; Chordata; Lepidosauria; Squamata; Phrynosomatidae
Gene: ERMN
Product: ermin
Exons: 3
Coding region: 202-1023 (273 amino acids)
Biological process (GO): regulation of cell projection organization; morphogenesis of a branching structure; regulation of cell shape
Cellular component (GO): myelin sheath; cell cortex; extracellular exosome
Molecular function (GO): actin filament binding
Source: RefSeq, a predicted model, not a curated record